AUAAGGUUAUCAGUGUGGUUUGGGUUAUGUUUAAAAUCACAUUUUAAGAAGAUACAUUGUAUAAACUAGUGGCGACCCUUUCAUAUGAUUUCAUCGAUUUUUUUUUCACAGUCUAUGGAGUAGCGCUAUCUACAUCGGAUAUACGUCAUGUCUCCACAGCCACAAUAUCCGCAACAAGUUCGCUCGGAUCUGGUGGUGUGAGGUUAUAUAGCUAGCUAUAUAGCUAUCCCGCUAACGUGAGUUGUUUGAGUUUCCAUAUAACGUUAACCGAACAUUUACCAAUUAAACCACAAACUUGCAAUAGUGAAUACGUGCACCUUCAUAUAUAGCGAUAUCAGAGAUAUGUACCCAGCUAGGAUGGUAAUCUAGCCAGCAUUUCAACGUUCGCGUCCCCUUUGAAGAGUUCUUUCUGCUUACGUUAGCUUGCGAGCUAGCUAGCUUUCAUAAAACAUUUCGAAAUGGGACGAGGAGGUGGUCGGAAGCGUGGAAAAGGCAAUGGACCUCCUCCAUUUGACAUGGGACCAAGGCGGCCUCAUCCAUUUGACAUGGGCCCAGGACCAGGUUGGUGUGGGCCGCCUGGACCUUUUGGUCCUUUUCACGGUGGCCCCGGUCCACAUCCUAACUUUAUGGGAGAUCCAAUGAUGCAAGGCCCCAUGCCCCCAGAUUAUCACGGAUAUGGGCCAGGCUAUGGGCCAAUGGGUCCAGGUGGCCCCAUGGAUGGAUACGGGCCAAGAGGCCCCAUGGAUGGGUAUGGGCCAAUGGGUCCAGGUGGACCUAUGGAUGGAUGUUUUGAUGGGCCACCGAUGGAUGGGCCAGGAUUCGGGUAUGGUCCAGGUAUGCCCGGACCAUAUGAUCCAAUGAUGGGCAAUGUACCAGGACCAAUGCCCCCCCCAGUCAUGGCCCCGCCAGUUAUGCCCCCCCCUGGUAUUCCUCCCCCAGGUAUGCCGCCCAUGGUCCCGCCUCUGGACAACUCUGGCUUUCCUCCACCCUGGCAAAGCGAGGUAAACCCUUAUGCUGUUCCUCCGCCAUCGUGGCCCGUUCCGACAACAGCCCUCCUUCCGACUGAGACAACUGUAGUGCCUGAUGUGUGGGGACUCUGCCGGGGCUCCGAGGUCCCUCAGCCUGAUCCACCCCAGCCUGAUGAACAGAAGACCAAAGUGUCCAAGAAGGACAAAAAAUCAUCAGGGAAGAAGAGCUACAAUGACAAGCCUCCUCCACCUGGAAGAUCCAAGGGGGUCAUCUCGUUCAUUGGGCCAACUUAUGGCUACAUCGAAAGAGACGAUCUCAAAAAAUAUUCCUUCACUUUUGAUGCUUUUCUGGGAGUCCCCAAGAACAUGAUACCUGGAGUCAGGGUGCAUUUUACAGCCUAUAAGGAGAAGGCAGGGGAGUGUGCCACCGAUGUAUCUGUACCUCCAGGGGGGACUGAGGAGAUUGACUCCACCAUUAUUGAAGGUUUUGUCUGCAAUGCUAUCCCGGAGCAGCAGCCUGGUGCAAAGCAGAAACCUGGCCAAAUUGAGGCCAACAUCGAUGGCAAGACAAGAGCGCUGCUUUACUCAGAGAAGGACAGCACCAUCACCCUGUUGCAAGGGGACCAUGUGACGUUCAAUUUGUUAACCGACAUAGUUUCCCAAAACGUUAGAGCCACUAGUAUUCGGCCAAAGACACCACAGACUUUUAAGAUCACUGGAGAGAAGAGGGAGGUGGGUGUGAUAAUGAGCGUAAAGGGUGGCUCUGGCACCAUAAUGGCAGCGAACCAGAACAACCUGCCCUUUGAGACCACAGAGAACAUGAGUCUAACUGAGUUCGCUGUUAUGGAUGAGGUGGACUUCACAGUCGUCACAGUCAAAGGGAAGGAGAAGGCCAUCAGAGUAAGGAAGCUGAAGUGCUUGGUGACACUGGAAGAUACCAUGGAGAAGAAGGUUGAAGACACUGCAGGAAAAGACAAGUGGAAGCCAGUGGCCCCAGUGGAGAUGGUGUUGCCCCAGAGGACUGUGGUGUUUGAGGACGUUAGCACUGUGCAGCAGGCAGGAACGGUCAUUAAGGCUGUCCCCAAGGUGUCCGACAAGAAGCAGGAGCAGGGCCUUUUGGAGGUGUGGGAGGGUGGCACACAGAAACCGUUAUCGUUUGAAGCCGCUGACGUUCUGACUGACGCCACCAUGUUCGACGGAGACAAGGUUCACUUUAACAUCUCCACCAACCGUGAGACCAAGGAGGAGCGUGCCGUCAACGUGGAGAUUCUCUCCGAGACGUUUGAGGAGUCAACAGAGCAACGCAGAACUGGUGUGGUGGUGCAAGCUGGGGAGCUGUCUGGGACCAUUAAGUGCCAUCAGAGCCCCCAGCUGCUCUUCUUCCAUCUGACUGAGGUCAUGGAGGAGACGAAACUGGACAUCUCAGAGAAGGUGGAGUUUAGUGUCAUUCCGCUUGAAACAGCUGAAGGAGGUAACCAAGCGAUCAGGAUCAAACGCUUUAUCGACAGUGUCUUCACCCGUGUGCCCAAGCUUGUGGGCGUGGCAGCAAAAGAAAAGAAGAAGAUGACCAUCAAACUGAUGAGAGACUCAAAACUGCUCAUCAAGGGCGCAGGUGUCAAAGUAGAGCACAAAGAUGAUGAUCUUACCAACGACAAACCUGCCUUGGAGGAGUCGGACAAGAUGAAAGCAGUCGUAAAAACUCUGCGGUCAAAAACUGCUGGCUCUGGAUCUGGUGGCAAGGACUCGGACAGCAGCCGGCGGCGAUAUGGGCGCAGAAGCCGGAGCCCCAGCCUAGACCAGUUUGGCCGGGUGAAGAAAAGGCGGACCACCAGCAGGGAGCGCAAAGAGCAGGAUGGUAGCAACAGGUACAGGAGCAGUCGCAGUCACAGCAGGAGUCGGAGCAGGGAGAGGAGCAGCCGUGGGAGCAGGAGGCGAAGCCACAGUCUGGAGAGAAAAGAUUCCAAGCACAGGAGCAGCAGCAAGGAGAGGACAUCCUCGAAAAGGAGCCACAGCAAGGAGCGAGAUGGAAGCAGUCAGAGGAGCUCCAAGAACGGUUCAAGCUCGGGAAGUAAACCUCCAGAUAGAAUGAACGAUGAGCUAGAAAGAAAGAAGAGGGAACUAGAUGAGCUCAAUGAGUUGAUAUACCGCAAGAGAGCCAUGGUCGCCAUGGAGCAACAUGGUGGAGUUCCCAAUUUCCUGCCAGAAGGGAAGCCUAUGGAGAAGACCUGCUUUGACUACAAUCAUGGAAUGCCAGAGCUUCCUCCAAAACCUAAACCACCCACUGACAUCAAACCCAAGUCCAUUCUGAAGAAGCGCCCAGACCAUGUCACAGGGCCACUUUUCCCAAUUCAGACCGAACCCCCUAAAGCUCAACCUCUUGAUCAAAGGCUCGUGGAACAGUACGGUUAUGACGUUGAGACGCCCUAUAAACCACACUCUGCCCAACCACCCUUCACCCAAACAUCCAGUCAGAAGUCCUAUUAUGAAGGUUCACCUGCUGGACAUCCUGCUCCUGACCUAUCUGCAAAGUAUGAUCCAUAUGAGCAGACUUCUAGAGAGCACCCAUCACAACCUUCUCCAGUUCGCCAAACACCUCUUGACCCUCAUUCUUCAAAACGACCUCCCAGCCGAGAGUCUCAGGAAAAGAACCCUAACUUGAACACCCAGCUCGCCCGUUUCCUCAACAUCCUCAACAAAGGUGUGGAUGCCGGUCUGCUGUCCACUGUGGUCAAGGAGUCUCGAGAGGAGAUUGCUGGUAUUCAGGAGGAUAGUUCCCUCCCUCAAAAGUGUUAUCGUGGGUUGCGUGAACGUGGGGAUGAAGAUCAGUACAAGGAUGCCUACAGGGGAAGAGAGGAGGAGCCAGAGCGGCUGCACAGGGCCUUCGACAUGGAGCGAGUGAAGACCUCUGAGGCUAAAGAUGACCCCAGACACGAAGACCGGCUGCUGCCUCACGAGAGAGCAAUCCAGGACAGUGGUGGCUUUUCCGGAAUUCUAGGAAUGACGUCCCACACCCAGUUCCUGAGAGAACCUGAACGUGUGGAGGAAGAGGAUGACUUCCUCUAUGGGGGUAAAGCCCCAGCAGCAGCGGCUGAGGAGGAGCGCUAUGAGAAACCUGGGCGCACAGACAGAUCCAGGGAUGACGGGAGGUCCAGCCCAGCCAGAGCCCCGGUGGAGGAGACCAAGAAGCAUGAGAGUCAGGACAAGACACAGCACUUCGACAAGAUCAAGAGCCUGCUCCAGGCCAUCGGCCUGAACCUGAACACCUCCGAGGUCACCAAGCUGGCAGACAGGACCCAGGAGCGCCUCUACGGGACAAAGUCAUCCAAACACUCAUCAGAUUCCUCUGAGAGAGAGACGAAGCACUCAUCUAGGCGGGGAGAUCGGCAUCGGCGACGCAACACCGACUCAUCUGAUUCCGAACGCCUCCGGUCGGCCUCGCCCUCCAGGUCUUCCCAGCAGGAGGUGUACCUCAGCCCCCAAGACACCCCGGAAUAUGGAGGGUUCCUUGACCCGGAAGAGGAGGCUGCCUUGGAGAAGGCAAGGCAGAUGCAGAGCCUCACCAAGAAAGUGAGCGUCUCGCCCCCCACCACCUCUCCCACCUCCUCCUCACAUCCUGGCACAUCCUAUUCCACCACAAAGUGGAACUUCCCUGAGAAGAGACAGCCCAUUGCUCCUAAGGGUUGGCCUAGCAAGGGGUGUACUACCAACUAUCUCUCAUCACUGCCGCCCGGUCCCUUAAGCCCCCCAAAAUAUUUCCCCUGUCCCAUCCUUGACAAACACACCUCAUGUUCCAGCUGGUCAACAAGCAGCUGGGGUGUAUACUUAUGUUUCACCUGUGGGACAAUCCCCUGGCCUACCCACAGCCUUGCCCACCGCUUAUUAUGGGCAUCCUGGUGCCCCCAUGAUACCGUUUGCAAAUACUCAGCUCACACAACAAGUGAAUAUAUUGAAUCAGGUGACUGUAUCGAAUCCCACAAUGGAUGUCUUGAGUCAAAUCCUCCAAGUCAACAGCCAGUCUAG
Molecule: messenger RNA, 4988 nt
Organism: Oncorhynchus gorbuscha (pink salmon)
Lineage: Eukaryota; Metazoa; Chordata; Actinopteri; Salmoniformes; Salmonidae
Exons: 16
Coding region: 459-4988 (1509 amino acids)
Source: RefSeq, a predicted model, not a curated record